GGCGGGCGGGUGCGGGUGCGUGGGGCGGGCCGGUGCCGGUGCGGGUGCCCGCUGGCGGGGCGGGCCGCCGCUCUCCGUGUGCACCGACCACCUGAUCCCGCUCCGCCCGCCGCAGCCGCAGCCGCAGCCGCAGCCUUUGUGCGCGGCGCGGGGCGGCGCGGGGCGGCGCGGCCCCAUGAGGCGGUGAGGCGGCGGCGCGGGAUGGCGGCGGGCGGCGGCGGGCGGCCGCCGGGCCCCGAGUCCUCGCUGGAGCCCUACGUGCAGACCCGCAUCUUCAAGAUCAUCGUGAUCGGGGACUCCAACGUGGGCAAGACCUGCCUGACCUUCCGCUUCUGCGGGGGCACCUUCCCCGAGAAGACCGAGGCCACCAUCGGUGUGGACUUCCGGGAGAAAACGGUGGAGAUCGAGGGGGAGCGCAUCAAGAGACAUCUCCCGAGCUCCACGGCUCCGCUGGUUGCUCGAGUCUGCAGGGAGUCCGGAACAAUAGCUCGGGGUGAAAUACUGCCAUUGUCCUGUUGUUCCGACACCCGGCACAGGUGGAUCUCCAAAGUGUCGGGACCGCCUCCGGCUCCAGGAGGUGGACCGCAGGACCGCGCGGGGCGACGCUCCAGGGGCGCCGGAGGACUGAGCCGGAUGCAGAAACGCGUCCAGGUGUGGGACACAGCUGGCCAGGAGAGGUUUCGCAAGAGCAUGGUAGAACAUUACUACCGCAACGUGCACGCCGUUGUCUUCGUUUACGACGUCACGAAGAUGACGUCCUUCACCAACCUCAAGAUGUGGAUCGAGGAGUGCAACGGGCACGCGGUGCCCCCCCUCGUGCCAAAGGUGCUUGUUGGGAACAAGUGUGACUUAAAGGAACUGAUCCAAGUGCCAUCCAGCAUGGCCCUGAAAUUCGCCGACGCGCACAACAUGCUGCUGUUCGAGACCUCAGCCAAGGACCCUAAGGAGAGCCAGAACGUGGAGUCCAUUUUCAUGUGCCUGGCCUGCCGGCUGAAGGCCCAGAAGUCGCUGCUCUACCGAGACGUGGAGAGGCAGCAGGGCAGGGUGCAGAAACUGGAGUUCACGCAAGAUGCCAACGGUAAAAACUCCUGCCCGUGCUGAGCGAGCCGGCUCGGAGGGCCGAGCGCGGGGCCGCCGCGCCGCCUCCCCGUGUCACUGUUACCAAUAAAGUCUGUGUGGCUGCAA
Messenger RNA from Dromaius novaehollandiae (emu), 1185 nucleotides. It is a transcript of the gene RAB33A, whose product is annotated as RAB33A, member RAS oncogene family. Gene Ontology annotation, biological process: Rab protein signal transduction. NCBI's taxonomy places the organism in Eukaryota, Metazoa, Chordata, Aves, Casuariiformes, Dromaiidae. The record is from RefSeq and is a predicted model, not a curated record. Gene Ontology annotation, molecular function: GTPase activity; GTP binding. The transcript has 3 exons. Bases 202 to 1101 code for a protein of 299 amino acids.